GCUUGGACGACAGCAACAACAACAACAGCAACACUCUUAUCACAUUCACCCACAUCAUCACCUUCACCCAUAUCUUCAUUGAAAACAAAAACAUCUGCAACAUCGUCAUCAUCAAAGACACUCAUAUCAACAUCGAUAACAGAAAUGUCAUCACCCACAUCAUCAUCGAUGACAAGUGUACCAACAGUGAUGGCACAAACAUCAACAACAGCAACAUUAUCACCAUCGCCCAUAUCAACAAUGACAGCAGAAUCGACAACUGCGUCAUCACCGUUACCUGUACAAUCAUUGAUAACAGAAAUAGAAAAAACAUCGCCAUCUUCAACGUCACCCAUACCAACUUUCAUGGGAGAUUCAUCGACCGCGGCGGCAUUACCGUCAUCUGUACCAUCACCGAAAUCACAAGCACCACAAUCAACAAUAAAACAGUUAUCAUCAAAAACAACACAAACAACGACUGGGAAAAAAUUGGUGAGUUAUGGUGGAUUGUUAAUAGCUACAGAUUUCUAUUGAAAACACAAGCAUGAUAAAAACGCAACAAAUUAUUUCACCUCAAACUCGCGCAACCUGCAAGAGAAGAUAUGAACUGCAUGGUAGCUCACAAGAAAAGAUGCAAAUGUUAAUGAAAAUUGCUGAGGUCAGGAUAAUUGUCUUCUGUGAAACCGGCCAUAGCCUUUGAGGCAGCCCAUUGAGAACAAAAGUUAGUUUCCUUCAGGACUGAAGGGCCCCAACAGUACAGGAAGAAUUCCUAAGACAACAACUGCGAUAAUUUAAGUUGAUGCGUAACAUGACAACCGUAGAACCAUAGAAAAGGAAGGAAUAAAAGACGGUGAAAAAAAUCAAUUAAUUAUGUCUGAAUGUUGAAAGAGGCUGCUCGGUGCCAGUUAAGACAAGAGAGUUAUAAAUCGUGGUCUUUUGCCAAAGAAGAGUUUGCAAUUCUAUAAAUAAGAGAAUUUUAAUAAUCUUUAAUAAGGGGAUUUCGUUUCUUGUAGCUCCGAGUGUUUGAGUCCGAAGUGAACGCAGUCAGCAAACGCUGUGACAAUUUUCCCCCAUUACUAUGUGCUCGAUACUUGUCAGCUAUUGUCCAGUCCGUAAUAGCGAGGUGUCCGCAAAUAAAGGCUAAAGUUGACUGCGUCCGCCCGAAGCAAAAUUAAUAGUAAAUGCUGAUGUAGGGAAAUACUAUGGAACAAACUUGGCCAGUUCACAAAAAUUUACACAUUCCUUUGCAGGUAUCUCGGUACUCUUCAUCGAUUAGGGCUCUCAAUGUUAGCAACAAAGGUUCCUUACAGGUGAAGUCGUCCCUACUGCAAAUAACUAACUUGAUGCCUAAGUUGAAUACGGCCUUGAUCACUGGCUUAUUAGUUUCGCAUGUAUUUAUUGAUCAUUUUUAUUCUUGAAAUGAAGCACCCAAGAAUAAAAAAAAAAUUUAGUCCGUUUUUUCAAGAUGAUUUCUUUCUGAUUUUAUAUCGGAAGGGACAAAAAUUGAUUAAUUUGCUUGGUUCUUUUAGCUGAUAACAUCAAGCUGGUCAAAGACAGCCAGUCACAUAUUGACAGAUAUUUGACAACGUUCAAUGUAUAAACUUAAUAUAUUCAUGAUAAAGACUAGAUGGUAUUUCAGCGGCAUAUCUUCUGUAAUCCAUUUUACCUUUUUUUUCCUUCUUCUUUUUCACAGGAAGCAAUCAAUGCAACCAGAAUUUUUUUAGAAGACUUAAAAAAACUACCACCGGGAGGAAAUGACAUAAAUAUACUGGUAGCCAUUCAUGAACUAGAAUCAUUUGCAGUUAAAUACGGCAAGACUCAUCUCACAGCGAAUGAAAGCGUAGUUAUUGUACAUGUGCAAAAACUGUUUGGUGAGUUUUAUGCUCUGUUUGAAGUCAGGUCUGUUUUUUUUCAUUUCUCAGUUGAAUAUUUAUAA
This is a messenger RNA of Porites evermanni, 1915 nucleotides long. Lineage: Eukaryota; Metazoa; Cnidaria; Anthozoa; Scleractinia; Poritidae. The record is from the annotation of a GenBank genome assembly.